Staurois parvus is the source of this 297-nucleotide messenger RNA. The record is from the annotation of a GenBank genome assembly. Lineage: Eukaryota; Metazoa; Chordata; Amphibia; Anura; Ranidae.
GUGACCUUCCUGUGUGGAAUCCCGGGAAUACAGAGGACGGGGACAUCUCUCUGGUGGGUUCCCAUGACUGGAUCCAUCUGUCCUUGUGUCCUUCUAAAUACUCCCACUCCUCCAUGGAGAAAUAGACAGUGACACCCUGACACCUUAUAGGAACCUGACACACACACAAUGAUACAGUCACCAUCCAGACACAUCCCUUGUCUGUUACUGGAGAAUGUCCCAGAAUUCCCGGCACCGCUCACCUCUCCUGUCAGCAGCUCAGUGAUCUCUCUGGUGACUUCUAGAAUCUUCUUCUUC